This is a messenger RNA of Balaenoptera ricei (Rice's whale), 934 nucleotides long. RefSeq names its product ubiquitin B (gene UBB). Gene Ontology annotation, biological process: protein ubiquitination; modification-dependent protein catabolic process. Bases 114 to 803 code for a protein of 229 amino acids. Lineage: Eukaryota; Metazoa; Chordata; Mammalia; Artiodactyla; Balaenopteridae. The transcript is spliced from 2 exons. The record is from RefSeq and is a predicted model, not a curated record. Gene Ontology annotation, cellular component: cytoplasm; nucleus. Gene Ontology annotation, molecular function: protein tag activity; ubiquitin protein ligase binding.
GCCGAGCCGCAGCGUUCAGAGGCGAGUGGCAUUGUUGGGUCCUGCUGUGAUCCGGUGGAGGUGACUUGGCGUAGUUGAAUUCGCAGCAUCUUUGGAGUCGCUCAUAGGUCAAAAUGCAGAUCUUCGUGAAGACCCUGACCGGCAAGACCAUCACCCUGGAGGUGGAGCCCAGUGACACCAUCGAGAACGUGAAGGCCAAGAUCCAGGAUAAGGAAGGCAUCCCCCCUGACCAGCAGAGGCUCAUCUUUGCAGGCAAACAGCUGGAAGAUGGCCGCACUCUUUCUGAUUACAACAUCCAGAAGGAGUCGACCCUGCACCUGGUCCUCCGUCUGAGGGGUGGUAUGCAGAUCUUCGUGAAGACCCUGACCGGCAAGACCAUCACCCUGGAGGUGGAGCCCAGUGACACCAUCGAGAACGUGAAGGCCAAGAUCCAGGAUAAGGAAGGCAUCCCCCCUGACCAGCAGAGGCUCAUCUUUGCAGGCAAACAGCUGGAAGAUGGCCGCACUCUUUCUGAUUACAACAUCCAGAAGGAGUCGACCCUGCAUCUGGUCCUCCGUCUGAGGGGUGGUAUGCAGAUCUUCGUGAAGACCCUGACCGGCAAGACCAUCACCCUGGAGGUGGAGCCCAGUGACACCAUCGAGAACGUGAAGGCCAAGAUCCAGGAUAAGGAAGGCAUCCCCCCUGACCAGCAGAGGCUCAUCUUUGCAGGCAAACAGCUGGAAGAUGGCCGCACUCUUUCUGAUUACAACAUCCAGAAAGAGUCGACCCUGCACCUGGUCCUCCGUCUGAGGGGUGGCUGUUAAUUAUUCAGUCUUGCAUUCAUAAUGCCCAAUGAUGGCAUCACUCUGCACUCUAGCUAUUUGCCCCAGUUUAAGAUAGUUUCAGUAAUAGCUAAACUUGUUCAAAAUGUUAAUAAAGGUUUUGUUGCAUGGUA